This is a messenger RNA of Anopheles marshallii, 792 nucleotides long. RefSeq names its product pyridoxal phosphate homeostasis protein. Gene Ontology annotation, cellular component: intracellular anatomical structure. The record is from RefSeq and is a predicted model, not a curated record. Bases 1 to 783 code for a protein of 260 amino acids. Gene Ontology annotation, molecular function: pyridoxal phosphate binding. NCBI's taxonomy places the organism in Eukaryota, Metazoa, Arthropoda, Insecta, Diptera, Culicidae. The transcript has 5 exons.
AUGAUACGCAAAGUGAUGGCUGAGAUAGACGUGAAAUUCGGCAUCCGGCAAGCGUUGCAGAAAAUCGAGGAAACCUACAGCAAAAGAUCAGGGUUGAGCAAUGCACCUAAACCUUUACUUGUGGCAGUUAGUAAAACCAAACCGAUCGAACUGAUUCUGGACGCCUAUUCCGUGGGUCAACGUGACUUCGGCGAAAACUAUGUGCAGGAGCUGGUCGAGAAAGCAAGUGAUGCUAGAAUCCUGGAACACUGUCAGGACAUUCGGUGGCACUUUAUCGGCCAUUUGCAGAGCAACAAGAUCAAUAAGGUGCUGAAUCUCCCCAACUUGCAUAUGAUCCAAACGGUGCACAGCAUCAAGCUAGCGGAAGGUUUGAACAAGGCGUGGGAAAAGCUGAAGGCGGAUAAUGCUGAAAAACAACCGAAGCUAAAUGUACUGGUACAAAUAAACACCAGCGGCGAGGACGAAAAAAAUGGUGUCCAGCCAGAAGAUGCGGUGGGCCUGUUUCGUUACGUGCUGGACAAAUGUCCUAACUUGAACUGCGAAGGUGUGAUGACGAUCGGUCGAUUUGGACACGAUUACACGGCCGGACCGAAUCCGGACUUUGGUACGCUGAUGAAAUGCCAUCAAGAUAUCUGCAGUACGUUCGAGCGAGACCCAGCCGACCUGCAGGUGUCAAUGGGCAUGUCGGAUGAUUUCGUGCAAGCGAUCGAAGCGGGCAGCACCAUUGUGCGCGUGGGUAGUUCUAUUUUCGGGGCUAGGGCCAAGAAACCAACUGAUGCGUGAGCGAAACGC